CAGAGGCUAAAAGGCAUUUGACAGUCAAACGACUUGUGUGGCAGAUAACGAGACUUGGCAACGUCGCUGCACUAAGAUACUUGUACGCGCGUAAAAAACAAGACAAGUAUGGCGAGCUCUGUGAAUGUGCCAGAAAUCCCCCAAGAUCAGGGAUUCAUAAGCUUCUACGGUAACCUUCCAGAGAAACAUGCCACCACACUUCGUUUCUUUGACAGAGGGGACUACUUUACCUUGCAUGGCCAAGAUGCUCUUUUGGCAUCCAGAGAUUAUUUCAAAACACACAGUGUAGUGAAAAUGCUGGGCUAUGGAGCGAAGAAAUUGGAAUCUGUUGUUCUCAACAGAAGCCACUUUGAAAACUUUGCCCGUGAAGUAUUGCUUGUCAAACACUACUGCAUCGAAAUUUAUACAGGAUCCAAAAGCGAUUGGUCUCUACAAUAUCAAGCAUCUCCUGGAAACCUUACCCAAGUGGAAGAUCUGAUUUUCGGAUCUACUGAUAUUACAUCUCAAGUUGGUAUUCUGGCUUUCAAAAUUGGCCAAGAAAAUCAAGUAGGAUGUUGUUAUGUGGAUACAAAUGAGAGAAAGUUUCUUGUGGCACAGUUUGCAGACAAUGAUUCCUUUUCAAACUUGGAAUCUCUCAUUGUUCAACUUAGUCCAAAGGAAGUUCUAAUCCCACCUGGUGAUGCUUAUGUACCAGCAAAGGUGGUACUGAAUCGCCAUGGCCUUCUAGUGAAUGAGAGCAAAAAAGCUGAAUUUUCAUCGGCUGAAACAGUUCGAUUGCUAAAUCGUCUUCUACGGUUCAAGAAGGGGCAACAGGAAAGCGCUGCUGCUCUGCCUGAAGUUGACUUGGAACAUUCUAUGGCUGCUCUAGCUGCCUUAGUGAAACAUCUCGACUUAAUGGCCGAUGAAACCAAUUUUGGGCAGUAUACUCUACUUAGUUUUGACCUUACUCAGUACAUGAGGCUUGAUUCGGCUGCAUCCGCUGCGUUGCACCUAACAUCUUACGGUUCCGAGUCGUCCAUAAUGCUGACUGCAAAAUCUGGAGCUCCUCGUACAAUUGCUGCCCUGCUCAACAAAUGCCGCACUUCUGGUGGGCAGCGACUCCUGGCUCAAUGGAUUAAACAACCACUUACCGACAAAAACAGGAUUGAUAGGCGACUGGAUAUCGUGGAAACGUUUGUCAACAACGUCCAAUUACGACAGACUAUAACAGAGGACCACCUGCGGCGGAUGCCUGACUACCAAAGACUGGCUAAAAAGUUGCAAAAAGCCAGAGCUAACCUGCAGGAUCUGUUCAGGUUGUACUUGGGAUUGGUGCGAUUACCGGUACUAGUUGAUUGCUUACUUGAGCACGAAGGAGAGCACAGCGCUGUUAUUCUGGCUGUGCUUAUUCAACCAUUAAGAAAUGCGAAUGAAAAGCUCGUCAAAUUGAAAGAGUUGGUUGAAACGACCAUUGAUUUGCAGCAAGCUGAUCAAGGCGAAUUCAUCAUCAAAGCUGAUUUUGACGAUCAACUAGGAGAGCUCAAAAAAGAAUUGGAUGAAAGCGGAUCGAAGGCUGAAGGUAUCUUGUCUCGAGUGGCAUCUGAUCUCAAACUUGAAACGUCCAAAAGCGUCAAAUUGGAGAGUAACGCGCAGAUUGGCUAUUACUUUCGAGUCACCUUGAAGGAUGAAAAGAAUCUUCGCAACAAUCGCAAUUACCAUACAAUCGACACUAAUAAAAGCGGAGUUCGUUUCCGCAAUGCAGCGUUGGAGGAAGUCAAUGAAGUCUAUUUGAAAGUCCGCCGUGAUUAUGAACAACAACAAAGUUCAGUUGUCAAAGAAAUCUUAUCCGUCGCUGCGGGGUACGUUGAACCUCUGCAGUCCUUGAACGACGCCUUAUCCCAACUUGAUGUACUUACCAGCUUCGCUGUUUGUUCAAUCAGCGCACCUAUUCCUUAUGUUCGACCUAACAUCUUGGAAAAAGGCUCCGGAAACAUUGAACUUAUUCAAGUGAGACAUCCAUGCAUGGAAUUACAAGACGGAGUAAAUUUCAUUCCUAAUGAUGCCAUCUUUCAUAAAGACGGCCAUCGUUUUUACAUAAUCACUGGACCGAAUAUGGGAGGAAAAAGUACUUACCUGCGUUCUGUCGGCGUAGCUGUCCUGAUGGCACAGGUCGGGUGUUUUGUGGCAGCUUCCUCUGCUACGAUAUCGAUCGUGGACGCCAUUUUGGCACGUGUUGGAGCUGGUGAUUGCCAUCUCAAAGGCGUUUCAACUUUCAUGGCCGAAAUGAUCGAGACUGCUAACAUCAUUCGGACAGCAACAAAAGAUUCUCUUGUCAUAAUUGAUGAAUUGGGUAGAGGAACUUCUACCUUUGAUGGCUUUGGAUUGGCUUGGGCGAUUGCAGAGCAUAUUGCCGUGAAUAUCCAGCCAUGUGCAUUGUUUGCAACUCAUUUCCAUGAACUCACGGCUUUAGCAGAUGAAGUGCCAUCAGUAGACAAUCUUCACGUUACGGCGCUGACGGGCGACAAUACAUUCACAUUAUUGUAUCGCAUCCAGCCAGGCUCGUGUGACCAAAGUUUCGGACUGCAUGUGGCCGAAAUGGUCCAUUUCCCUCAGGAAGUUUUGCAGACGGCCCAAAUGAAGGCGAAAGAGCUAGAGGCAAUAAAGCCCAAUUAUAAUGGAAAUGGUUGUGAUGAACCAACAUCGAAACGUCGCCGACCUGAUAUUGGGGAAAGUGAUACAAUGAUGCGAAAAUAUUUAGAACGUGCGAAGACUAUUAUGGAAAAAAAGAACGAUGUGAAUUGUGAAGAAAUGCAGGAACUGCGCAAAGAAAUAAUGAAUUCUACGGACCCGUUCAUUCGAAAUGUGUUGAAUAUGUAAGUAUCCUGGUGCCUUAACAGGCCCACUUGUCAAUUUUUGCUUCCGGAAACUGAGAAAUUCUCUUGUAAUUACAUUUAUUAACUCGA
Messenger RNA from Daphnia carinata, 2942 nucleotides. It is a transcript of the gene spel1, whose product is annotated as DNA mismatch repair protein Msh2-like. The transcript is spliced from 15 exons. Gene Ontology annotation, cellular component: nucleus; MutSalpha complex. Gene Ontology annotation, molecular function: mismatched DNA binding; ATP binding; ATP-dependent DNA damage sensor activity. NCBI's taxonomy places the organism in Eukaryota, Metazoa, Arthropoda, Branchiopoda, Diplostraca, Daphniidae. The record is from RefSeq and is a predicted model, not a curated record. Gene Ontology annotation, biological process: mismatch repair; mitotic recombination. The coding region runs from base 109 to 2856 and encodes 915 amino acids.